AUGUCAGUUAGUACAGAUAGCACAACGGGUAGCAGUACGGAGAGUAAACAGCCUCGACAAGAGGAAGUAACCACAAGUACUCCUUUAGUUAUUACAGAAACUAGCACAGAGUAUAUCUCUACUACUACAGAAAAAUCAUACGCAUCGGAAGAAGCGUUUUUGACAGACGAUAUGAUCAAUGGUUUAGCUUCUGGUUUCGGAUUCUUUUUCGGCACCAUCAUAUUGAUUGUAUUACUAUGGUGUUUAUGUUGUACAAAUAACUGUAUGAAAAAAGAUGAACCACAAAAACUGAUGCGUCCAAGAGUAGGACCUUCACCGCCUCCUAAAGCAGAUUCCAGAAACCGUUCAAGAUAA
Messenger RNA from Lottia gigantea (owl limpet), 354 nucleotides. RefSeq lists its product as hypothetical. NCBI's taxonomy places the organism in Eukaryota, Metazoa, Mollusca, Gastropoda, Lottiidae. The transcript has 2 exons. Bases 1 to 354 code for a protein of 117 amino acids. The record is from RefSeq and is a predicted model, not a curated record.